Acaulospora morrowiae is the source of this 262-nucleotide messenger RNA. Lineage: Eukaryota; Fungi; Glomeromycota; Glomeromycetes; Diversisporales; Acaulosporaceae. The record is from the annotation of a GenBank genome assembly.
GUACGCGAUUAGGAAUACCGAAAUCUUGCGAUUCGUUCAACAAGAGAUUCUUUCUAAACUUGUUUGCUCUGGAGAACUUGUUGAUUUCAAGAAUCUUCCUCUUUCUUGUUCAUUGUCCGCUUCACGAGUUGCUCCGAUAAUCGAGAACCUGAUUCAAUUGCGGCGGUUUAUGUGCUGUGCGACCUCAAGAGGAGGCUUUGGAGAUCCCGACAAUGCAAGAUUCCCAAUUUUUUUGACGAACAAGGAAUUUGGUAACAUAUGA